AUGUCUGAGCACCUCCUGUCGACUUCUUACAAGUCUUCCCCAGUCGUCGCAACAGAGGAGUGUCUUCCACCGCGAUAUGGCCGACGACGGGGAUUGUCGUAUUUCCUCAGUCACAACUGGACUGUCACUCUAUCAUUCAACACUGGCCUUGUCCUUGUCGGCGCCGUCUUUGUCUUCACUAAUUGGUUGAGCAAACAGACUGUUCAAUGUCCGGACUGGGCCAUCAACUGUACCGUCUCUAAACGUGUCGAUUUCCUAACCAGCAAUUUCGGGACGGUACAGGGUAUCGUAACUACCAUAUACUCUAUUGCACUCGCAGCGUUGGCUUUCUCUGCACACGCCUUGUCGGAAUCAGCACUCUGGCCACUGCUCACCAAACAUCAACUUAGCAUCGCUCAGAUGGACACGUACCUUGCUGCUAGCCGUGGCUCGAUAGCAUCAUCUCCAUUUGCUCUAUUUACAGUACGCAACGUCGAUUCAAUCAUCGUCGUUCUCAGUACUGUAGUCGUCACAUUGGUACCUUUGUCCGCUGCUCCAGUCGUGGGUCAGGUCUACAACAUGCGCAACGUCUCAGUGGAUUUCCAGAGCCAAGCACAGCCUGGUGGCGGUAUUGGUCCCGUGUUUGUUCAAACAAAUCCGUCGGGAUCUUCAAGAGAAAGUUCUGCAUCACUCUACACAUCAUGGCAAUACAAGCUUUCCCAGGAACCAAUGCCAGAAUAUAGGGAGUGGUUCAUCGAUCGCAUAGCAUUCUCAAGCCGGGGUAACUUUUCAGCAGAAGCCGUCAGAGUUCAACAAGACAUAGACUGCAGAAGUUGGGAGGCUUUCCCAACAAAGAAAUCUGGGGACUUUCUGUUGUUCGAUACAAACAUGACUGCUAGCAGUGGUAUGACCGGGAAGGCUAGAAAGUCUAAGCAUAAUCGACAUCAAAAUCUUGUGGAGGUGCGCGACUCAGCAAGACUCGCUGUCUGGGUGCACGACUACACCUUCGACUCUUCCACCAAAACCACUGCCACGAUCAUCUUUGCAGCGCUGAACGGAACCAUAGAUGGGGGCAAAACAACUUUCGACAUGCCAGACAAGGCUAGUGUAGUCAAUGUCUCAAGUGUCGCGUGCAGCAUUGCUGUCGAGUUGGUUGAAGACACGCUCGUAGUUGGCGACAGUCAUAUGACACCCGUCCAGAUCAACACCUUGGACAAGUUAAGACUGCCUCUAUCAGUAGACGAGCCCAAUCGCUUCAACGAACUCGCCUUGUGGUUUGCGGUCGCCCCGGUCGCAAACGGAGCGACAGCAUAUGGGGCACAGCCGUUGUAUCAAUACAAGAAAGACUGGAUUCCAGAACGCUUCACUACGACAACGGGCGGAGAAAAUAACGAUGACUGGACGACUGAAUACAUAGAAAAUUUUGUCAGAAUAUCUAUCGGCGCGGCUUUGCUCGGCGAAGUUACCAAAUGGCCCUGGCCGGUAGAGAACCCCGUCAAGAUUCCGUUCACCUCGAGAGUAUUCGUCAGUAAAAUGGACCCCAGGUUCCCUAUAUCUUUUUUGAUCCCGCCGUGGAUCAUCAUCCUGGCUGGUGCAUUGUUGAUGGGAUGGAAUGUUAAGAUGCAUCGGAACAUGGUGAUCCCGAUUAUGCGUACCGCCACCUUGAGUGAGGUGCUCAAAAGCAGUCAGACAACACAUGUGCUUUCAUUAGCAGCACUAGAUAGGUCGGAUCCGACGACGACAUCGAGAAUGGAUACGCUCAAGGUGCAAUUCAAGAAAGGCGACGAUGGUGUUUGGGGAUUGCACGACCCGAAGGCUUCGAAGGAGUAUAGCGGCUUCGAUUAA
Molecule: messenger RNA, 1824 nt
Organism: Dothidotthia symphoricarpi CBS 119687
Lineage: Eukaryota; Fungi; Ascomycota; Dothideomycetes; Pleosporales; Dothidotthiaceae
Exons: 1
Coding region: 1-1824 (607 amino acids)
Source: RefSeq, a predicted model, not a curated record